AUGGUUAAACAUCGCUUAACAACUUAUAUUAUCAUAUUAAAUGAAAUGGCUAAUAUAUAUAACAAGUUUGCAAUUUGUAAAGCAUGUAAAGAAGCUAUUUCACAAGAAUAUACAUAUUCUAAUAAAAUAGUUAAUACAAAAAAAUAUGUAAAAGCACAUUUAUUAAAAUGUACACAUUUUUUUCACAAUAUGUAUAAGAAGAUUUUAUCUAUAGCACAAAUUAAAGGUGUACUUAAUCAAGCACAUAGAAAUCAAGAAAUUGAAAUGAUAAAAAAUAUGUACUAUUCAUCUUCAGCAAAAAUUAGUAUUGAGCCAGAAAAAUCUAAUGAACUAGAAGAAUUAAAUGAACUAGAAGAAUUUAAUAAAUCUAGUAAUUCAGAUUUUGAAGAUUUUGAAAGUGAAGAUAUGACAAGUGAUGCUAAUUAUAAAUCAGAGAUUGAUAUCGAAGAAAAUAAUGAUUUACAGAAUGAUGAUAAUAUUUCUAAUAAUAGUGCUUCUUUUUCUGUAAAUCAUAUUCAUUCUCAAAAAGAUCCAAAUACUAAGUGA
Molecule: messenger RNA, 546 nt
Organism: Racocetra persica
Lineage: Eukaryota; Fungi; Glomeromycota; Glomeromycetes; Diversisporales; Gigasporaceae
Source: the annotation of a GenBank genome assembly